Molecule: messenger RNA, 1129 nt
Organism: Onychomys torridus (southern grasshopper mouse)
Lineage: Eukaryota; Metazoa; Chordata; Mammalia; Rodentia; Cricetidae
Gene: Syce2
Product: synaptonemal complex central element protein 2
Exons: 4
Coding region: 397-663 (88 amino acids)
Biological process (GO): synaptonemal complex assembly
Cellular component (GO): central element
Source: RefSeq, a predicted model, not a curated record
CCUGCCCCGGGGCUGUUGCUCACCUCUGGGGCCGCCUCCUGCCGGGCGGAGCCCCACGAGCUGACUGGGGGAGCGGCGGGGCCUGACGGCCUAGGCGGGGGUGCGCUGCGCCCGAAGGCGUCCUCCGGUGCGGGCCGCGCGGCCCUGCCCACGCCGCCCCUGCAGCGCUGGCUGUGCCCGCAGGUGGACGCGCCUCCCGUGGAGCUAAAGGACCAGGGGCCCCAGGCGCCUGCGGAGGAGAGCCGCGAGGGAGAGGCCAGCGCAGCGGCGGCCGGUGCCAACUACCAGCUGCCAGGACCCUUCUCCUCUCUGGACUCCAGCAUUGAAAUCCUGAAGAAGAAAGCCCAGGAGUUGAUUGAAAAUAUCAAUGAGAGCAGGCAGAAGGACCAUGCACUUAUGACCAACUUCAGGGACAGCCUCAAGAUGAAGGUCACGGAUCUGACAGAAAAAUUGGAGGAGAGGAUGUACCAGGUGUACAGCCAUCACAGCAAGAUCAUUCAGGAAAGGCUCCAAGAAUUCACUCAGAAGAUGGCAAAGAUCAGCCUUCUGGAAAUGGAGCUAAAACAAGUCUGCCAUACUGUGGAAACUGUAUACAAGGACCUAUGUGUCCAGUCUGAGGUUCCCACUUCAGAAGAACAGAAUUACAAAGAUGGUGAAUGUUGACUGCUGCUAAGAAGCCUCAUCUUAAUGACAGUCACCAAGAGAAGGCAUAGAGCCCACUGAGCCAUGCUGAGAUUUUUUUUUUUUUAAACAGUCCUAUAACUCAACACAAAAGCCACCGAUGAUCUUUGUGCUAACUACCAAAGUAUGACAAGGUUAGCCCCUGCCAUAGGCCCAGCUUUAGCAAAUUCACCCAACCCACACCUACAGUUAAUUAAAUGUUUGAUUUCUACGCUGGCCUGCUUUCUUCCAGAAUUGGGAAGACUGAUCAUCUAUGCAAAAACAUGGAUGGUCCUUUGUCCCACCCCCUUUUACAGUUAAAUUAUUAUUCCAUUUACUUCCAAAAGCCCACAGCCGACCCGUCUCAAAUCAUGCUCACAUUGUAGGGUCUCACCCACCUCUCCCUCCCCGUUUCUGGAAUGUUUCAUCCUGUAGCCUUGAGAUAAACAUUGAAGACUGUGUGACUUUC